AUGUUCUUAAUUUCUCGCUUUCUCAACGGCUUUGCUGUGGGUAUGCUGGACACUUCUAUUCCCGUCUUUCAAUCCGAGAUCUCGCCUGCACACCAGCGAGGACGCAUGGUCGGUGCUCAUGGUGUACUUAUCGUGAUCGGGUACUCUGCAGCCGGCUUCGCUGGGUUCGGCACAUAUUUUGCUGCUCCCACCGUAAGCUGGCGACUUUGCCUCAGUCUGCAGAUCGUGGCUCCACUUCUUCUCUUCGUUGGGUCUCCAUGGCUUCCUGAAAGUCCAAGAUGGUUGAUUGACAAGGACCGCCAUGAAGCCGGCUACCAGGUCCUUCGAAAGCUGCACACGCGUCCUGACGACCCAGAUGAGAUCGUUGCUCGAGAGGAAUACCUCCAGAUCCGAAGACAAAUCGAGCUUGAACGCGCAGACAAACUGAGCAAGGGUUGGGGAGCGCUUUUCAAGAAGCCUAGCAUGCGCAAGAGGUUGAUUCUCGGCUUCGGGACACAGUUCAUUGCCCAAAGCACUGGUGUCCUCGUUGUCAACAACUACCAGAUCCUGCUCUACAAGUCGCUUGGCAUCACCGGUUCACUGCCCCUGCUAUUGAACGCUUUAUACAACGCCCUGGCUGCGUUCAUGAACUUCAUCAACUCAUUGUUCCUGGAUCGCCUUGGCCGCAUCCGAAUCAUGCUUAUUGGGCUCACUGGCUGCGCUUGUUCCCUGAUCUGCUUCACUGCAAUGGUGGCUACUUAUGGGGGAACAACAAACCGCAUAGGCAAUGGCUUUGGAGUCUUCUUCCUCUUCCUAUUCGUGCUGUUCUACGGCGGAACCAUGGAUGCCACCUCAUAUGUAUAUUGCUCUGAGAUAUUUCCGACGCCGCUCCGGGCUCAAGGCACAGGUUUCUCGGUCGCUGGCCUGUUCAGUGCCACUCUGAUCUACACGCAGACCGCCCCCGUGGCCUUUGCCCAAGUCGGCUGGAAAUUCUACAUCAUGUUCAUCAUUCUGCCUCUCCUCGGAGCGGGUCUGAUGUGGAAGUUCUUCCCCGAGACAAAACUUCUGACGCUCGAGGAGAUCUCGAGACUCUUUGGAGACGAGGUGGCUCUCGACAUCAAUCAGCUCAGCACAGAAGAGAAGCUUGCUCUGGACCGGGAAGUCGCUAAGGGUGGCGAGGGAGUCGCCUCAGUGACUCGCGUCAAGACCGGAGGUGGUACAGCUGAAGAUCAGAUCGAGAUUGUCUAA
Molecule: messenger RNA, 1227 nt
Organism: Exophiala xenobiotica
Lineage: Eukaryota; Fungi; Ascomycota; Eurotiomycetes; Chaetothyriales; Herpotrichiellaceae
Exons: 4
Coding region: 1-1227 (408 amino acids)
Biological process (GO): carbohydrate transport; transmembrane transport
Cellular component (GO): membrane
Molecular function (GO): carbohydrate:proton symporter activity
Source: RefSeq, a predicted model, not a curated record